ACUAUGGCAUUAUAUGCGUUGUAUACACGAUUUAACAUUUUAGUCUUUUGUAUUUAUUGUAACAUUCAACAAACAUUGUAUUUAUUUAAUAUUCAAUUCGGCCUUUUUUCCUCUGUGGGUGUUGGUGACAUAGUCUCAGUUUUCAACUGCCAAUUAAAGAUCUUUUAUUGGACUGUCCCUUUUUUACAUCCAUACACCAGAAAUCCACUUUGCCUAGGCAUUAGUACCACCUCUUCGAAGUGGCUGUACUGUUUCUGGGCUAACGCUUUGCAGUCACAUAAGUUCCAAUGUCUGCUAUUUCAAAGCAGAUUUACUUCUCAGUUUUUCCCUUUUCUUAAAUGAGCCAGUAUAAAGGACUGUCAUUGUCCUUAAUAACUGCCUGCUGGGUGAGAGGUUGAUUUUUUUGUUUAUCCAGUUGAAAUGUUGAGAAACUUCUUCGUGCAGCUGGUUAUUCAUCCAGUGUGUAAUUUCUUUCUCCAAUUAUUUGUUCAUUUCCACAUUUAGCAUGUUCUGGGAUGUGCUGAUUUGCUCUUCUAGUUUUGAGGGUAUGAGGCAUUCAUAGGCCUGAAAACAAUUGAUUGCACUGAUUCAUUGAUUUUUCUACAAACUUGAGAAAAAUUAUUAAGUGUUGUUUCGCCGUCUUUGUUGCUUCAAAGCUAUUUAAACAAUGACUAUUCAGUUGAUUAAUUAUUAGUCCAUGUACUGAUAAGCAAUAAUACAUUUUUGUCUUAGUGCAUAUCUCGUUUAUUUUUGGAUAUACUGAUAGACCUACUGGUCCUAUUCUCAGUUGUGCUUUUAACGUCUUAAUAUUUGAAUUUUUCAUCCAUUUGUUGAAUACUUUUAUUUCCUUUUAAAUAUAUGCGAUUGUGGGUUCAGCUAUGUUCUGUUUUCCACUCUCGUAACACCAAAGAUGGGAAAUUUGAUUGCCCUCAUUCGACAUGGUGUUCAAGUCAUGAAGAGAAUGUUGACCAAUAUUCGUCUAGUUUACCUUGUUUCAUGAGAAGAUGGAUAUGCGAAGGUUGCCAGUUUAAAAACUGUUCCAGUACUUCGAGCUGUGUGGUCUGUAAGAAAGAGAUGGCUGCCCCAGAAAUAUUUGUAAAUGAUGAUGAAUUUGCAGAAAAACAAAGCAAUCUUAACAACAUUCUAGAUAACGAAUGUCAAGAAUAUCCCGUUAACAAAUCUCCCAAACGUCACAGCCUUUCGGUUUAUGAAAAGGUGAAAUCAAAAGUAAGUAGAUCGCUUUCAAAUGGCUCAGUCAUUCACAAAAAGUACACUGAACCUCGUCGACCGAGCAGUUUACUCGUCGAGAAAAAUAUGCUCAGCUUCGACAUUGGAGAUAAGAAUAGUAACUUUUCCAUGUCUGAAGAUGAUACAAAGGAUAAGUGGUCUUGUCAAAGGUGCACAUUUCACAAUGUCAUUGAUUCUGAUAGAUGUGAAGUCUGUGAAACGCCAAGGAAAAGUAAUUUACCCACUUCGACACCAGUCAAUGUUGAUCAAUCAACCAACAUGGUUAUUUCUGAUUCUAACUGGGAGAAAAGAGUCAAUCAAAAAAGUAGAAUAAUUGUACCACAAAAUUCUCGGACGUUACCAGAGUUAUGGCAGAAGCCAGUUUAUAGAAGAUCUCAACCAGAACUGUUAACAAAUGAAAAUAAACAAGAGCAAAAAAGUGUCAAUCGACACAGCCUAUUAGAACCUGAUUGCCAAGGGAAUGCUACAUUAGUAAGAAGUUCUAUUAACAACCUAAAUUUACAAUUGUCAGCCCUACACGGACAAAAUUUUACAAGGUAUUCAUGUAUAGGAUUAUCCGAUCAAAACAAUCAAGGGUCAAAUCAACAUAUUAUAAAUAGCCAGUGUGGUUUAGUUAAUUCCCACUAUACUGAUAUAAAACUUGACUCUGCUAUAGCUGUUAAAAAUUCAUUCGAUCAUUCUAAAGACCUGGAAAAUCUGGAACGGAAAUGGACUUGCACCAAGUGUUCUUAUGCAUAUAAUCCUUUCAAGUCUGAAAAAUGUGAUAUUUGUUACUCUGUGCGUACACCACCCUCAUUGACUGAACCCAGCCUUAUAACUGUAACCAAAGAUAGUGUUCGUUACUCACCUCAAAAGGGUGAAAAUAGUAGUGAUGUAAGUAUUGAACAUUUUCAGCAGACCUUAGAUAGGGACUUUAAAGUGACUCCUUUAGAUAAUGAAAGAAAUGAAACCAACGAAUGGACAUGUAGAAAGUGUACUCUAGUUAAUACUGGAAAUUCUAAAGUUUGUAUUGUGUGUGGUGGUUCAAAAUUAAAAAGUGUUUCUUUGGUCUGUGAUAUGACUCUCCGAAAAGGUGAAUUUUGGUCUUGCCCUUGCUGUACUUUAAGAAAUCCAUUAAGUAGUCAAUGCUGUCAAGCAUGUAAGUCUCACAAUAAUAAGUCAAAAUUGUUGGAUGUGCCCCAAAAAAGUAUCACUCCGCGAAGUCCAUCUCCUAGACACUCAAAACAAAAAUUGUUACAUUCAACCGGAGGUGCUAUUCCUAAGCAAAAAACAAUAGCACGAAGAAAUAGCUCUGGUAGCAAUUAUAAACCAGUUACAAAAUUAAAAUUAAACACCUCAGAUAACAAGGCCGAAUCGGCAGAAGAAAAUAACUACUGUAGAUCGUGGCAAUGUGUCCACUGCACAUUUGAGAAUCGUACGGCUUCUCCUGCUUGCGAAAUGUGCCAGACUUCAAGAUGUGUUUCAGUACCGACUACUACAACAACACCGUGUAGCCAAAAACAAACUUUUCCUAAAGUUCAAAGGAGUGAACUUAUGGAAAACCUUAGAAUAAUAGAGGAACGUGAAGCACUCGACAAAUGGGAACGAAUAGUCCAAUAUUGUCAAGAGAACAAUGAACCAUUUGUCGAUGACUCAUUUCCACCGGCUUCUAAAUCGUUAUACUAUAAUCCAAGUGAUGUGAAAGACAACAGAGUAGUCAAAUGGCUGAGACCGCACCAAAUAAACACAGAAAAUGACAAUAAUUUAGAUUGGGUUGUUUUCCGUACUCCAUUGCCUUCAGAUAUAUCUCAAGGAGUCUUAGGAAACUGUUGGCUGUUGAGUGCUUUAGCGGUUUUGGCAGAAAGAGAAGAUCUAGUCAGAAAUGUAAUGGUUAUGCGUGAAUACUGCCCACAAGGUGCAUACCAAGUCCGUUUGUGUAAAGAUGGUCGAUGGAUUACUGUACUCGUCGAUGAUUUACUUCCUUGUGACAAACGUGGAAAUUUAGUGUACUCACAGGCAAAACGGAAACAACUUUGGGUGCCAUUAAUAGAGAAGGCUGUGGCAAAAAUCCACGGUUGUUAUGAAGCUCUUGUUUCUGGUAGAGCUAUCGAAGGUUUGGCGACGUUGACAGGAGCUCCAUGCGAAAGUGUCCCACUACAACCAAGUUCCCUGCCGUCUGAAGAUGAGCUUGAUAAGGACUUAAUUUGGGCGCAACUUUUGAGUUCUAGGUUGGCUCGAUAUUUAAUGGGUGCAUCUUGUGGAGGAGGGAACAUGAAAGUCGAUGAAGAAGAAUACAUAGCCAAAGGAUUGAGGCCAAGACAUGCUUAUUCUGUCUUGGAUGUUCGAGACGAUUUGAGCGGUAUCAGACUUCUAAGAUUGAGGAAUCCUUGGGGCCAUUAUUCAUGGAAAGGUGAUUGGUCAGAUGAUUCUCCGAUUUGGACGCCCGAAUUAAGGGAGCUACUUAUGCCCCAUGGAGCUUCUGACGGUGUAUUUUGGAUAUCUUUUGAAGAUGUUUUAAAGUAUUUUGAUUGUAUUGACAUAUGCAAAGUAAGAAGUAGCGGUUGGAAUGAAGUUAGACGACAAGGAACAUUACCUCCACUUUCAUCAGUUGACCAUUUAUCUUGUGUGUUGCUGACUGUUUUGGAACCAACUGAAGCAGAGUUUUCCCUUUUCCAAGAAGGACAGAGAAAUUCAGAAAAAUCUCAACGAUCUCAAUUAGACCUUUGUGUAGUAGUCUUUCGAACUAGAAGCCCUGCUAAUCCUAGUGUUGGGCGAUUAGUAGAACACAGUAAACGUCAAGUACGAGGGUUUGUAGGAUGCCAUAAAAUGCUGGAAAGCGAUCUUUACAUCGUUGUUUGUUUAGCUUUUAACCAUUGGCAUACAGGAAUUGAAGAUCCAAUUAAUUUCCCUGAAUAUGUAUUGGCUAUUCAUAGUUCAAAACGUCUAAUCGUUGAGCCAAUGAUACCACCAGCUUUUAUCUUAGCAGACGCAAUUAUUAGUCUUACCCUAACAAAAGGCCAACGCCACGAGGGAAGAGAAGGAAUGACAGCGUUUUAUUUGACCAAAGGAUGGGCCGGACUUGUCGUUAUGGUUGAAAAUAGGCAUGAAAACAAAUGGAUCCAUGUUAAAUGUGACUGCCAAGAAAGUUACAAUGUCGUUUCAACAAGAGGCGAAUUGAGAACAGUUGAUUCCGUUCCACCCCUUCACAGACAAGUUAUUAUUGUUUUAACCCAAUUGGAAGGAAGCUGUGGAUUUUCAAUAGCCCACCGUCUCACGCAUAGGCUGGCCAAUUCGUGGGAUCUUCAUGACUGGGGACAGGGUAGUCGACAUUGCCCAGUUAUUGACAAACAGGUAGAAGGUCUUCAUUCCCCUCGUAUAAUCACAUAAGAUGUUCACUAUCUAGAAAUUUUUUUUUUUUUUUCUGUUUAAAAAAUGUUCAUUUUGUAUUUUUAUUGACCAAUUCAAGGUGGAAAAUUUAAAGUCAUUAUUUUUUGUUUGUUUAACAAUCUCAUAGACUUAUACCAGGUUUAAAAUAAUAAUUCAUGAUAAACAGAUUGUUUGUUUUUUUAUUUCUUAACUAUUAUUUUAUAUGUUAUGUUAAAAGGAUUGAAGUCAGUUAAAUCUUGACAUGUAUUUUAUCAUUACAAAUCGAGCUUAAGUUUUCAAAUGUGGAGUCAUUUACCUCCUUUUCAGUCCAAAAAAUUUUAAGAGUAUAGUCAAUUAAUUAUUUGAAUCAAUAAUAAAAUAAAAUCAACCUAUUUGAAGUUCGUUUUCUGCCAUAACUUAAGGUCUUUUUAACAGUCCUGACUGAUUUUUUUUGCAUCAUUCUAUCCAUCUUCUAAGAUGGAAAAAGUUAGAUUUUUUUGGUAAAUAUUUUUUUUUAAAUACUGGACUGCUUGAUAUUCACCAUUGGAGUGGAACGCAUACUUCAUACUGUUAAAAAAUAAAAUAAAAGCAGAGAUUAUCAUCUAUUUCUUAAUAUAAUAUUUAAUAAUAUGUAAUGUAAAACAUGAUUGGUCUUCGUAUUCAUGGCCUCUCCUCACUGCUGCAUUUAAAUCUAUAGCCAUAUUCAAAGUUAGGUUAGCCAGACAGACCCAAACAAUCGUAAAUGACUGAAUUACAGGUAAGACCCUCAAGAGGAGAUCUCACAUUGUCCUUUUUUUAAAUAUUUUUUAAUGUGUCCUACUUGCUCGGCCAGCACGUUGACCCUACUGUAUAUAUUUUUUAUCUAGUCUUUAUGUUGAAAAAUGUGUUGACUGAAAAUGGAAAAUUUUAGUUUUAGUAGUUAAACGUCAAGGUAAUUUAUAGAAUUACUUUGAUGAUCUGGUAUAAUAAAAAAAGAGGGAAAUUCUUCUUUUCAGUUAUAAUUUAUCUUCUGAGAAUGUUCACCUUGUAUUGGUAGCAAGCUUAUGUUAUAUUGUUCUUCUUUCCUUUUCUUCUUUUUUUCCACUUAUUGAGAUUCAAAUUCAAUCUGAGAUUUUCCCAUGUCAUAAAUUUAUGAUAAAAUGUGUUCCUUGUUGGAUUUGGUGUUGUAUUUUAUUAGAUUAAAAACCUAGCAUUUAAUAUCAGUUCUGUAAUAUAAACAUUUCAUAUAGAAAAUAAUAAAUAAAACUUCUUGAUAUUUUAAGUAUUAGUUGCUCAAAUUAAAAAGAAUAAAAAAUUAUGUGUCUUUUGCAAUUUCUGUAGUAAAUAGUUAUUUUCAGUCCAAUCUAUGCCUUACUUGAGAUUUGUACAGAUCUACCUAAUUGUUCUUAAAAAUAAGUAAAUAAAAAAUAAAAAAAAUGAUUCGAUUGCGGAAUUAAACAUUUCUAGCAGUCUAACUUGCAAAGAGGUUAAAAUAUAAAUACCAAAACAAUGUAGUCCUAAUUUUUUUAUUUUUCCUCCUUAUAAAAAAGUUAAUUUAUUAUUAGCAACUCAAAAAAAAUUGUUUUUUUAUUUGAUUUACUUUUUGUCUUUCAACAAUGAUAAUUGUACUGAUUUUUUUAAGUGACAAUACAUUAUAUCUUUGCACAUAGAAUAAAAGCAAUUUAUUUACUUUUGUUUUAUUUAUUUACUAGCAUUAUUUAAUUGUAAU
Molecule: messenger RNA, 6301 nt
Organism: Cimex lectularius (bed bug)
Lineage: Eukaryota; Metazoa; Arthropoda; Insecta; Hemiptera; Cimicidae
Gene: sol
Product: calpain-D
Exons: 12
Coding region: 859-4614 (1251 amino acids)
Biological process (GO): proteolysis
Cellular component (GO): cytoplasm
Molecular function (GO): calcium-dependent cysteine-type endopeptidase activity
Source: RefSeq, a predicted model, not a curated record